This is a messenger RNA of Symbiodinium natans, 870 nucleotides long. NCBI's taxonomy places the organism in Eukaryota, Dinophyceae, Suessiales, Symbiodiniaceae. The record is from the annotation of a GenBank genome assembly.
AUGUCUUCCUUGUAUGAAAAUUUGCGCCAGCUGAUCACCGUUGUUGAUGAGUUGCGCGAUGUAGGGUUGCAACGCUACAUCAGCUUGCCGCGAAUAGCGGCCAUUGGCACUCAAAGCAGUGGGAAAAGCUCGCUGAUCGAAUCCAUCGUCGGGCUUGAUUUUCUGCCUCGGGGCGGUGGCGUGGUGACCAGGCGGCCGUUGGAGCUGCGAUUAGUUCAUCUCAGCACUCAGGAAUUUGAUGAAGGCCAAGCUUGGGCGAUAUUUGAGAAGACAGGUGACAAGAAAUUCACAAAUUUCGACGAUGUUCGGAAGGAGAUCGAACGUCAAACCGAUGCCGUGGCUGGCACGAACAAGGGCAUCGUGAACGACCCGAUUGUGCUGACUGUCUAUGCUACGGGUGCCCCAGACCUUACUCUCAUCGAUCUGCCGGGUGUGACGAGAGUGCCACUGCGAGGCAGCGACCAGGUGGAUGACAUUGAGAAGGUCACCCGGGAGAUGACGCUGCAUUACAUCAAGGACCCACGGACAAUCAUUCUUUGUGUGAUCCCUGCGAACCAGGACAUGUCUGUAUCAGAUGCCCUUCAGCUGGCCAGACAGGUGGAUCCCCAGGGAAUGAGGUCCAUUGGAGUGAUCACGAAAAUAGACAUCAUGGACCAGGGCACAGAUGCUGUCAAGAUGCUUCGUGGUGAGGAGAUUCCGCUACGCUUGGGCUAUGUUGGUGUCAAGAUGCGCAACCAACAGGUGCCGGAAAGUCUCCUACAGGGUUGCUUUGAUGUUGCUUUGAUGUUGAUCCGUGCAGUGGCAGGUUUGGUGGGAACCAGCACCCUGAUUGACAAGCUGACGCAGCACCUGCGUUGCAUGAGAUACUGA